Messenger RNA from Entelurus aequoreus (snake pipefish), 5525 nucleotides. RefSeq names its product dynein axonemal heavy chain 17-like. The coding region runs from base 2125 to 5436 and encodes 1103 amino acids. The record is from RefSeq and is a predicted model, not a curated record. The transcript has 22 exons. NCBI's taxonomy places the organism in Eukaryota, Metazoa, Chordata, Actinopteri, Syngnathiformes, Syngnathidae.
CCCGACUCACCAAACCCUUAGGGUUCGAUCGAACCCAGGUUAAGAACCACUGUCUUAAUGUGACAGUGGUGACUUGGGCAGCUCUUUAAGAGAUUUGUGAUUAAGGGCUAUAUAAGUCAACUUUGAUUGAUUGAAUUAAAAUCCCUGGUGGAAUAGGGGAGGCAAAAGUGCCUCUCUUGUGAGAAAGUCCCAGAUGGAUGGAAAAAUGCACCAGUCGUACUCAUCCACGAAAAAAGAGACACUGCAGAUAUAAAAAAUUAUAGACCUAUCAGUCUUCUACCUGUGACAUGAGGUAUUCUCACAUGUUUUUUUUUAGAUGGAUGCUUAGAGCCCCAGAAAGUCACCAACUUAGAGAACAAGUUGGAUUGACCACAUCCAGGCUGUUAGUCUACUAUAUGAGAAAGCAGGUGAAUAUAAUAUCCCACUUUGCUUAGCGUUUGUCGACUAUGAAAAGGCAUUUGACUCAAUAGUUUUACCUACUUUUUGUUGCACUUGAAAACAAAGGAGUUAACAAAGCAUACUGUACAUCUCGAUCCUCCAAGACCUGUAUAGUGGUGCCACUUAAACAUUGAGAUUGCAAUGAGAUAACAAUAAGAUCAGCCUUGAAAGAAGAGCCAGACAAAGUGACAAUGCAUCUCCAAAACCCUUUACAGCCUGUCUCCAAGAUACUAUUGUCAACAUUAAAAAACUGGGAGGGAAAGGGAGUCAACACCUUUCUCAUCUGAUUUUUGUUGGUGAUAUAAUAUUGGUGGGACACACCACAAGAACUGAAUGUUACGCUGAAUGAAAUCCACCUCAAAAGCAAACCGGUGAGUCUAAGGAAUUAACAUGCACCUUGAAAAGACCAAAGUAAUAUUGAAUAAUUACUCUACCAAAGCACUAAUGGGUGUAGAUGGAAACAUUAUCGAAGAAGUUGAUUGCAAUAUCUUUCUCGGUAAGAUGGUAACAAACAAUGGAAAUCUGCUGCCAGUAAUAAAAAAAUGGGACUCGGAUGGGCUGCAUUGCGAAAUGUGGACAAGAUCAUUAAGAACCCACAGAUAAGUAUGACAACUACGAGAAAGGUACUGUAUUUAUAUUCCCUGUGAUGAUAUAUGGCAGUGAGACAUGGGCCUCCACUCAUGGCAGUGGCACAGAAAAGAUUAAAAGAAUUAUGCUUUGCAUCACUCUAAAGGUCAGAAGAACUAACAUCUGGAUCCCAGAGCAAACAGAAGUCAGUGAUAUAAAUAUUGCCAUCAAGACAUCUAAACACAGAUGGGCAGGACAUGUGGCCGGACAACAAGAUAAUCGGUGGAACAUCAGAACAACCGAAUGGACAUCUUUUGUAAACAGAGAAGACCAAGAUGAUGACCAAAAUCAAGAUAUAGAGAUAACCUUACACAACACAUUGGCCUCACUUGGCAGAGACUGGCUCAAGAUACAUGCGGUUAGAGUCUAAGGAAGGUUUCCUCAAAGAGCAAAAUUUACCCUUAUGAUGAUGAUGAUGAUGAUAUGAGUAGGGGGUUUCCGAUUCAUUGGCCUGAGGUCCUCUGAUCUACAUGGUGAUAUGGACACGAGAUAAGUCAUGCACAAAAUAUAUUUGCGUUCCGUUAAAUCACCUUCGUUUUGUCACUUUAAAAAAAUACAGAGGAAACGACCUCACCACAUCUCCUCAAUGGUAGUCACCACCAUGUGCUCAAACAAUUUUGUUUACAUUCUCUAAUGCAAUUGUCGCAGCACGACACGUCACACUGUCAUUACUCUGCCACCGCACAAUGGUAUGCUACAAUUAGCAACUUUCUUUGGCUCCCUGGUUGCUUAUUUUUCCGCCAUUUUGAAUAAAAAGACUGUUUGGAAGUGUACACAAUUUGCCUGACACACACUUACAUUUGAACGGACCGUCACCAUCAUUUAGCAGAAUAAUAACCGGACAAAUGGAUGAAAACAGACAUAUUUUUGUUGAAAAUCCAACUAUAGGAAAACCGAGGCACCGCCAGCAAGUGAUGUUUACGAUGUGGUGUGAUGACAUCGCUGACGUGAUGAUGCAGGUUAUGUGUGACAAAGACUUGGCUGCAGUGAUGUUACUUUUCCCAAGUCAAAGUAAGAGUGUGUUCACGUAAAAAGGAAAGUAAAUAAAAAGGGGUAAAAAUGGAAGCAAACGAUACGCGUCUAGACUUGCUGAGACGUCUCCUUUUACAAAGUUUGCAGCUGGACGAAGACAAAUGGCGAGAGUUAGUGACUGAGAAAAAGAACCUGCUCUACUUCAACAGUUUGUUCAACAGCAGGGAGUCAGUGAACCUUUUCCUUUGGAUCGAGGCAGACUCCAGCCUGUCCAUGAGUUUGGACUUCCCGAAAAAGCCAAACAAAGUGGUGUGCGUGACGAAAACGGAGCGGGAGGUCAUCAGUGCGGACAACGUCUCCAGGGCAUUGCUGAUUGAAGACCUUCAUGGAGAAGACGUGCUCAGCUUCAUCACCGCUCUCACUCAGGAGGUUGUCUGUCCGUUGCUUAGCAACCCAGAAAACAAUGGUGAGUGGGCGCCUGGUGCGGCCGAGGAGACGCUGAACUUCAUGGAGCGGCUAAAGAACGAAGCUCUGGUGAUGAAGGCCCGGCAGGAAGGAUGGACCUUUCUUCCUUUUCCCAAGCAUCUCCCUGACAACAAGGAGCUGAAGUCACCUGCCGUCAAGCUUCUCCAUGCCUGCGAGUCAGUCAUCAUUGAGUGGGCGGGGCUUGUGUCAGAGUUACUGCAGCAGAAACCGUCUCAGGCGCUCUUGGACGGAUUCAAACCUGAACCAUCUGAAGAGUUUAACUUCUGGAACAGCAGGCUGAAGAACCUGCAGCUUAUCCAGCAGCAGAUGAUUAGCAGCAAAGCCCAGCAGUUGGCAUCUUGCCUCCAGUCAGCUGAGGGUGCAUACUGCUUCAUCUUAAAACAAAUUUAUGGAGAAGUCCAGACAGGACUCCAAGAGGCUGAGGACGCCACCCAGAACCUGAAACCUCUUCAGGAAAAACUGGAAGAAACAGAGGUUCUGGAGUAUUCUCAGCUGAGAGACAACAUGGCUGCUGUCAUGGAGAAGAUAAACCAGGUGUGGAUGAACUCACACUUCCACUGUAAACCAUGCUGGAUUGUGGUGCUGCUGCAGGAGAUCUGCAACCUCUUCAUAGACAGGAGCAGGACGUUUCUGUGCGGACAGGAGGUGAUGCGGGGUCUUCUUGCAGACCCUGCUAAGGUUCUUGAGGAUAUCCAAGUUGUGACGUUGACACUGGAGAAAUUUAAAGAAAAGUACAUUCAGUGCAGGAAUCACCUGGAAAAACAGAUUGGGGGCUCACGCAGGUGGGAGUUUCCUUCACAUCUGGUGUUCUCUCAGCUGGAUGACUUCCUGUCACGCAUGAUCAGCAUACAGGAGGUGUACAGCAUUCGGCUGCAGUUUCAAUUGGAACAGGUGGUUCUUGCAGGAGGGCGUGGCAAGAUGUGGACCGAUGCCGUGGAGGAAGUGUACCAGGACUUCCUGCUUCAGCUUCACCUUCUAUCUGACUGUCAGUACGACGCCAGCGAGCCCACAGAUCAGAGCUUUCCGCUGCAGGCCUGCUCCUUCCAGGAGUAUGUGCUGGACCUGGAAGCCAGGCUGGUGUCCAUCCUUAAAGGAACCCUGGAUGACUGCUGCGUGUCAUCGUCUGCAGUCAAGAUUCUGAACAUGUUCGGCCAAGUACUGGACCGCCCACUGAUCCAGGAGCAGCUGCGUCCCCAGCUUGUGCGUCUGGUGGACAUGGUCAUGACAGAACUUGACCAGGUUGAGGCACUGAUCCAAAGUAAGACUUCUAAGACAGAUGUGUCAUCCAAGUUCAGGUCCAGUCGGGCCAUCACCCUCAGGUGGACUCAACAACUCCUGCUGAGGGCUCACAAUGUCCUCCAGAACUUCCAGACAGUCCAACACCUAUGUGUGGACUCAGGUGAGCUUGUCAUGCAAAAGUUCCAGAAAAUUUCAGCUCUGGUUGUGGAGCUCAGGUACUCGGUCAGACUGGACUGGAGCUCCAAGCUGGACAGGGAUUCUGCUUUCAUUCUGGAACAUCCUCUGAUCAAACAGCAGGCAAAAGGCAUGAUGGGAAUUCCCUUCAGGGACAAAUUGGAGACGAUGCUGAGCGAAAUUAAGCAAGUGAGCUGGGAGAGGGACAUAGAACUACAACCCCAAGCUGCUCAAUUAUUGAAGUCCAGAUGUGACAUCGGAAAGAGUUACCAGUGUCUGAGUCACAUGGUGUCAUGCUACAACCAGGUGGUGAGCGGAACUCUGCCAGAGGAACUUCCUCUGAUCCAGGAACAGCAGAAGGAGCUAAAGCAGAGCCUGUUGGAGCUGGCAAACCAGAAGUGGAGCAGCGAAGGUGUGCACGAGUUAGUUGAGCAGAAGAGAGAAAGUGUGACAGCUUUCUUCGCCAUGGUGAAUGAAGCACGUGCCAACAUGGCCACCAUGUCUCAGAUCACGCAGGGGUGGGUGGAGCUUCCCCUGCUGCAGCGUAUAGGAAACUUUCUUCAGAGGGGCGAAGCUACAGAGGAGAGCUACAGUCAGCUGAGAAAAGACAGCGAGGAGGUGCUCAGGCUUACUCAGGAGAACCUCCGACUGUACGCAGCAGAUGACACCUCCGCGCCCUGGUAUACCUAUCUGGAUCAUGUCGACCAGCUGGUCCAGGAUGGACUGUUACAGCUGCUGCUGCGCUCGCUGCACUUCCUGUCAGACAACAUGAAGCCACAGAGCUCCGGGGGGGCCUUGUUGCAGGUCUCACUGCAGCUGGAUUCGACAGGAAGUUUAUUUGAGCCUUCUCUGGAGGAAGACCUUGCUGACCUCUUAAAGUCCUUCAUCGAUGACGUCUACUCGGCCGCCAGCCUGCCGCCAAGGAUCUCCAUCAGUCACCAUGGCGGCCACCAGGAGGCGCUGCGAGAGAACGCCGACCUCAUGGCGCUGGAACAGGAAGUGAUGCAGCAUCUGCCAGAGGUGAGAGAGGAGGCGGCGCUUCUAAAGGCGCGCUUGGACAAUUUCUCACAUCUCUGGAACAGCAAUAAGCGGGCGGUGAUGCAAGAAUUCCUGACCUACGGAAGGAAACUGAAGCCCGAUGAGGAAGAAGUGGCGGAGACCCCGCCCACCUUGGCAGACUUUCAAAGAGAGAUCCAAUCCCUGCAGAAACAAAUGUCAAGCGUCAGUCACCUGAGCAAGAACGAGCUGCUGCACGGCUGGCUGCAGGUUGAGCUCAAAUCUUUCAAAGACGCCCUGCAUCUAUUCAUUCACAACUGGAUUAGCAUGUACACGCAGCACUUGCUCAAACUGGUGCGACACAGCAUGUCUCGACGCAGCGUUGAUGAGGAGCAAGAGGAAGAUAAGAAGUCUUCCUCCAACUUUCCUCUGACAGAAACCAUCAUGCUGCUGGAAACGGUUGGCGUGGAAGUGCCUGAACUCACCACGUUGCUCCAGAGCUGAUGACCACGCCAGAUGUUCAUACAGUGUACACAUGCUGGUGUGUUUAUGAAGCAUGUAAUCAGUGAAGAUAAAUAAAUGCUUUAAUAUCA